CGGCGCGGGGCCGGAAGGGGGUGGGGCGUGAACCGGAAGGGAGGUGAGAAAAGGCCGGAAGUGGCGGGGCGGGCGGGCUGGUAGCAGCAUGGCGGACGCCGGGGAGAGCGGCGAUGCGGUGCCGCGGUACCGGAACGGCUUCCAUCCCGACACGUGGGAGCAGGAGCUGGAGGCCAUCCCCAUGUUCAUGAAGCGCUGCCCUGCCGAGAUCGACGCGACGCGGCAGCCCGCCCUGGCCUGCCUGCAGUCCCUGCUGUUCGAUGAGGAGAAGGAGCCCGCAGAGCUGGCCGCCAUGUACAAGAACGAGGGCAACGCGUACUUCGGGGAGAAGGACUACGGCAGGGCCGUGCGGGCCUACAGCGAGGGGCUGCGGCAGCGCUUCGGGGACGUGGAGCUACGAGCCGUGCUGCUGUCCAACAGGGCGGCCGCGCACUGCCGCCUGGGUAACUACCGCUCCGCUCUCGCUGAUGCAACCCAAGCAAGGAAGCUGAAGCCCGACCACCUCAAAGCCAUUGUGAGGGGAGCUCUCUGUCACAUGGAGCUAAAGAACUACUCUGAAGCCAUAGCGUGGUGUGAGGAGGGCUUGCGAAUAGAUUCAAAAGAGAAAAAGCUUCUGGAAGUGAGAUCUAAAGCUGACAAAUUAAAGCGAGUUGAGGAGAGGGAUGCAAGGAAGGCAAAGGCAAUGGCGAAGAAAGAACAGUGUCAAAAGGAACGUUUGCUUGCAGCAAUAAAGGAAAGAAAUAUCAAGCUGGUUGUUGAACCUUCAGGUGAAGAAGAGGAAAUAUCAGAUGGUCUGGCUGAGAUACGUCUGAAUGGGUUCCACUCUGACAAUGUCACAGGGGCAAAGGUGCACUUAGAUGCUGAUGGCAACCUAAACUGGCCUGUUCUCUUCCUGUACCCUGAGCAUGAACAGACAGACUUCAUUGAGGCUUUUCAUGAGAACUCCAGAUUUAUCGAUCAUUUAAUGGUGAUGUUUGCUGAGUUACCUCCUUGGGAUUUAGAAAGAAAGUACCUUCCCAGCAAUCUCGAGCUCUAUUUUGAAGAUGAAGAAAGAGCAGAAAUGUAUGAGCUGAACCCAGAACACACAUUGCUACAAGUGCUGCAACACCAAAGGUAUUUUGUGAAGGCUGGGACUCCGACAGUGCUGGCUUUUGUGAAGAGUUCUCCCUUCUCUAAGAAGUAUUUCAGUGGCAAGAAGGUGCAUCAGCUGUAAUGAGCAAGAAGGAACCGAGGAAUCAUGUGCAAGGGAUUGCUGUUUAUCUCGGCUACAGACAGCAAACUUCUGCUCGUACAGAAAUGCCUUGCACACUUCAGGGGAGAAAUAGUCUUGGCACACACAGAAACUUCCAGCAAAGAAGCAUAGAAGGAGAAUGAAAGGCUUACAAGAGGGGAUUAUUUGUUUAAAUAGAAAUCCAGCUGGCUUGCAGAAGGUCUCCUCUAUGACAGGCUGCAUGGGGCUUUGAAAUAAACCUGAAACAGUGCCAAACAUUGGCUGCAGCUGAAGCAACAGCAGCUGGGAAUGUA
Phasianus colchicus (ring-necked pheasant) is the source of this 1524-nucleotide messenger RNA. RefSeq names its product tetratricopeptide repeat domain 4 (gene TTC4). Gene Ontology annotation, biological process: protein folding. Gene Ontology annotation, cellular component: cytosol; nucleus. Lineage: Eukaryota; Metazoa; Chordata; Aves; Galliformes; Phasianidae. The record is from RefSeq and is a predicted model, not a curated record. Gene Ontology annotation, molecular function: Hsp90 protein binding; Hsp70 protein binding.